UCUAGUCAUAGUCAGACACAAGCAGACUGGUUGAGUGGCAACACACUACGAGAGGGGGGAAAAGAUCUGUAGAAUUGACUGAGCUGUUUUUAAGGGAGCCCUAGAUAGUCUCCCCUCUCUGAGCCCGGGAAGUAGUGGAAAGCGUGAGAAACUCUGCGCCUAUUCUCCGAGUAGUUCUGAAACGAGCACGAGGGGUAAAGACCGCAUCUCUAAAAACAACUCCCUUCAAACCCCUGGAACUGUGACUGUCCUGAGAACACUCCCCUCACACAUUCUCCCACUGACCGUGGAGGCGUGAGAAGAGCCGUGGAGAGGAGCAGCUGACGCGAAACAGACGAAGCACAACAAGGAAGAGAGUAAAAAGGAGAGGGGGAGGAGAAGAUGGAGGUCUUGCUUCCUGUGUUGCAGCGACACCCUGGACUGUCUGUGUUGGUGUGGGCUCUGAUGUUCCGGGUGGCCCACCGACUACUACAGAAUCUGCCUGUGCCCAAAGCGGUAGCGGUGGAUGACUUCCGCUCCUGGAAGUGGAGGAACCUCUCGGUCUCUAUGGUCCACUCCCUCCUGACAGGGACUUGGGCUGUGACCUGUGUGAUCAUUUCGCCUGAGUUGGUAACCAACAUUCACUCUUUCUACACGGCCCCGGCCUACAUGCUCAUCUGCAUCUCAUCAGGAUACUUUGUACAAGAUGCAGGUGACAUCAUUCUAACUGGACAUGCAAGAGGAUCCUGGGAGUUCUUAAUUCAUCAUGUUCUGGUGCUCUGGUGCUUCCUGUAUUCUCUGUACUCGCACCUCUACGUGGCCGGUGCUGUGGUGGCUCUCUUUGUGGAGGUUAACAGUGUCACCCUGCAUUUGAGGCUAAUGCUGAAGCUAGCAUCACAGCAGUCGUCACCUCUGUACCAAAUCAAUAAGUUCCUCAACCUCUUCACCUACAUCGUCUUCCGCCUCAGCGCACAGUUCUACCUCACAUAUUACAUCGUCCAGAACUACUCCUGGAUGGACAAAGGAGGCUACUUCCUGGUUACCAUGACUCUCAUGAACACCAUGAUCCUGAUCUACUUUUAUCGUCUUCUCCGCGCCGACUUCUUCCCCCGGAGCAGGGCUCACAUGGAGCAAAAUGGCACCCACAACAACGUCAAAAAGUUCCUCACUGAAUGACACCGAUAGUGACAUGACCGUAUACCAGAUGUUGUGUUUGGUGUGUUUGUUCGGUUACACAUCUCAUCGCAUUGUGUCAAGCUGUGACUUCAUUUUUGUUUUUUAUUAUUAUUAUUAUUAUUAUUAUAACAACAACAAAAUCUCUCUCUCAAAGGCUCGUGUUGUUGUGAGAGGUGGCCAGGAAAGGAUGUGGACAGUGGUACAUGCCCUAUAGUGAUGAUUAUGCCCACAGUGGCUGAAGAUCCCUCACUCACACUAACUGGGCAGCAUACAGUGAGAGACUGGUCUCUUCACACUGACUGGGAGAAUCCUACUAAAUUACUUCCAGGAUACUGUGCCACUUUUGCUUCUGAUCAUAGCUAAUACAAUUGUUAACAAUAUAGGAAUUUAUAUGAUUCAUGUGGAAUGCUCUUUUACAGAAAAAAUGCUAACAAUCAUACAUGCAUACAGUAGAGAAACAAACUGCCAAGGAUAACAGGGACCACCUUGGUUGCUGUACAGCCCACCCCACAAAUUCUGUCAGGUGUGGCUUAGCAACAUAGUUUUAUUGAAAUUUCCACUAAUAGGAUUUUGUAAAUGUACUAUAAUACAAUCAAUAUCUGACACUAACAAACUGUCAGACAAUACAUCUGUUUCACUUUCAUUCUUCCCUGUUUGGUCUCAAAAGGUCAACACCAAUACAUGGGUGACUGGCAUUCUUACAACAGCGACCAUUCUUUUCAGUCCAUAAAUCUAACGUAGUGAAAUGCAUGUAUCCCAUGGAAAGUAGCUGAAUGUACAGCCAGGUCAAUUUUAAUUUAUUUAUUGAGGUUACAAGAAUUUCUUCUCUUCAAGUUAUUUAUCAAAGUGAACCGAAACGGACAGGUCCAGAAGAUGGGUUAGCCUUGAGUCUUGGUAAGCCAUAGUAGUGCCUAUACCGCAGUUCCUUCGCAACAAUUUCCCCUGGAUAGCCCCCAUAGUAUGUCUAUAGAUGGUGUUGGGGAAGCUACUAAGCAAAAACAAAAAAAGAAGCUUCUUCUCACUGUCGACUGCGUUUAUUUUCAGGAAACUUAACAUGUGUAAAUAUUUAUACGGAUAUAAGAUUCAACAACUGAGACACAAACUGAACAAGUUCCACAGACAUGUGACUAACAGAUGGAAUAAUGUGUCCCUGAACAAAGGGGGUGUCAAAAGUAACAGUCAGUAUCUGGUGUGGCCACCAGCUGCAUUAAGUACUGAAGUGCAUCUCCUCAUGGACUUCACCAGAUUUGCCAGAUCUUGCUGUUUAAAAAAAAUAUUUUAUUUCACAUUUUUAUUUAACCAGGAAGGCCAGUUAAGAACAAGUUCUCACUUACAACUUCGACGUGGCCAAGAUAAGGCAAAGCAGUGCGAACAAAAACAGCACAGUUACACAUGGGAUAAAGAAAUGUGCAGUCAACACAAUAGAAAAAUAUACAGUGUGUGCAAAUGUAGUAAAAUUAGGGAGGUAAAGCAAUAAAUAGGUCAUAGUGGUGAAAUAAUUACAAUUUAGGAUAGUAGGUAGGAUAGUCAGUUUAACAAGGGUAUGUUUGUUUGGCAGCAUGAGUGAAGGAAGCUUCAUUGCGAAAUAGGAAGCCAAUUCUAGAUUUCAUUUUGGAUUGGAGAUGCUUAAUGUUAGUCUGGAAGGAGAGUUUUCAGUCUAACCAGACACAUAGGUAUUUGUAGUUGUCCACAUAUUCCAAGUCAGAGCUGUCCAGAGUAGUGAUGCUGGACGGGUGGGCAGUUGUGGGCAGCGAUCGGUUGAAGAGCAUGCAUUUAGUUUUACUUGCAUUUAAGAGCAGUUGGAGGCCAUGGAAAGAGAGUUGUAUGGCAUUGAAGCUCAUCUGGAGGUUAGUUAACACAGUGUCCAAAGAAGGGCCAGAAGUAUACAGAAUGGUGUCGUCUGCGUAGAGGUGCAUCAGAGAAUCAUCAACGGCAAGAGCGACAUCAUUGAUGUAUACAGAGAAUAGUCGGCCCGAGAAUUGAACCCUGUGGCACCCCCAUAGAGACUGCCGGAGGUCCGGACGACAGGCUCUCAGAGUUCAGUGUGUCAAAUCGAUCUGAGAAGUAGUUGUGAACCAGGCGAGGCAGUCAUUUGAGAAACCAAGGCUGUUGAGUCUGCUGACAAGAAUGUGGUGAUUGACAGAGUCGAAAGCAUUGGUCAGGUCGAUGAAUACAGCUGCACAGUAUUGUCUCUUAUCGAUGGCGAUUAUAUCGUUUAGGAUCUUGAGCGUGGCUUAGGUGCACCCAUGACCAGCUCGGAAACCAGAUUGCAUAGUGAAGAAGGUACGGUGGGAUUCGAAAUGGUCGGUGAUCUGUUUGUUAACUUGGCUUUCGAAGACCUUAGAAAGGCGGGGUAGGAUAGAUAUAGGUCUGUAGCAGUUUGGGUCUAGAGUGUCUACCCUUUUGAAGAGGGGGAUGACCGCGGCAGCUUUCCAAUCUUUGGGGAUCUCAGACGAUGCGACAGGUUAAACAGGCUAGUAAUAGGGGUUGCAACCAUUUCAGGGGAUAUUUUUAGAAAGAGAGGGUCCAGAUUGUCUUGCCCUGCUGAUUUGUAGGGGUCCAGAUUUAGCAGCUCAUUCAGAACAUCAGCAAUCUGAAUUUGGGUGAAGGAGAAAUGGGAGAGGCUUGGGCAAGUUGCUGUGGGGGGUGCAGGGCUGUUAACCGGGGUAGGGGUAGCCGGGUGGAAAGCAUGGCCAGCUGUAGAAAAAAUGCUUAUUGAAAUUCUCAAUUAUUGUGGAUUUAUUGGUGGUGACAGUGCUUCCUAGCCUCAGUGUAGCGGGCAGCUGGGAGGAGGUGCUCUUUUUCUCCAUGGACUUUACAGUGUACCAGAACUUUUUGGAGUUUGUGCUACAGGAUUUAAAUUUCUGCUUGAAAAAAGCUAGCCUUUGCUUUCCUAACUGCCUGUAUAUAUUGGUUCCUAACUUCCCAGAAAAGUUGCAUAUCGCGGGAGCUGUUCGAUGCUAAUGCAGUAUGCCACAGUAUGUUUUUGUUUUUGUGCUGGUCAAGGGCAGUCAGGUCUGGAGUGAACCAAGGGCUAUAUCUGUUCCUGGUUCUCAUUUUUUUUUGAAUGGCGCAUGCUUAUUUAAGAUGGUGAGGAAAGCACUUUUUUAAAGAAUAACCAGGCAUCCUCUACUGACGGAAUGAGGUCAAUAUCCUUCCAGUAUACCCGGGCCAGGUAUCCUUCGACGAUAAAUGUGAAUCCGACCAUCACCCCUGGUGAGACAAAACCGUGACUCGUCAGUGAAGAGCACUUUUUGCCAGUUUUGUCUGGUCCAGCUACGGUGGGUUUGUGCCCAUAGGCAACGUUGUUGCCGGUGAUGUCUGGUGAGGAUCUGCCUUACAACAGGCAUACAAGCUCUCAGUCCAGCCUUUCUCAGCCUAUUGCGGACAGUCUGAGCACUGAUUGUGCGUUCCUAGUGUAACUCGGGCAGUUGUUGCCAUCCUGUACUUGUCCCGCAGGUGUGAUGCAUUGUCCUGUGCAGGUGUUGUUACACGUGGUCUGCCACUGCGAGGACGAUCAGCUGUCCGUCCUGUAACACUGUUUUAGGCGUCUCACAGUAAGGACAUUGCAAUUUAUUGUCCUGGCUACAUCUGCAGUCCUCAUGCCUCCUUGCAGCAUGCCUAAGGCGCGUUCACACAGAUGAGCAGGGACCCUGGGCAUUUUUCUUUUGCUGUUUUUCAGAGUCAGUAGAACGGUCUCUUUCGUGUCCUAAGUUUUCAUAACUGUGACCUUAAUUGCCUACUGUCUGCAAGCUGUUAGUGUCUUAAUGACCGUUCCACAGGUGCAUGUUCAUUAAUUGUUUAUCAUUCAUUGAACAAGCAUGGAAAACCGUGUUUAAACCCUUUACAAUGAAGAUCUGUGAAGUUAUUUGGAUUUUUACGAAUUAUCUUUGAAAGACAGGGUCCCGAAAAAGGGACAUUUUCUUUUUUUGCUGAGUUUAGUUUACCAAGCGAACUUCUUCCAGUGUGAAGAAAUUGGUAAGGUGCACUAAAGCCACCCUUAAAUGAUAUUUUUAUUAUGUAACUAAAGUUACUUUUUCAAAGUUAACACAAAUUUAAUCUAAACUACUUUGUAGAAACGUAAAUCUGAUAUGAUUUAGACUACAAAUUGCAAGAACCAAUCACUUUGGGGUCAUAUGGUAACGAUGUGUAAUUUAGCUUAUUAAACACGUUUCAAGUGUGAAUGGCUGUGCUGCUGCUUCAGUUUCAACUGUUCUGCCUGCAGCUAUGGAACCCUGACCUGUUCACCGGACGUGCUACCUGUCCCAGAUCUGCUGUGUCAACUCUCUAGAGACAGCAGGAGCAGUAGAGGUGCUGACCUGUUGCACCCUCGACAACUACUGUGAUUAUUAUUAUUUGACCAUGCUGGUCAUUUAUGAACAUUUGAACAUCUUGGUCAUGUUCUGUUAUAAUCUCCACCUGGUAAGCCAGCCAGAGGACUGGCCACCCCUCACAGCCUGGUUCCUCUAGGUUUCUUUCUAGGUUUUGGCCUUUUCUAUGGAGUUACUCCUAGCCACCGUGCUUCUACACCUGCAUUGCUUGCUGUUUGGGGUUUUAGGCUGGGUUCUGUACAGCACUUUGAGAUAUCAGCUGAUGUAAGAAGGGCUAUAUAAAUUCAUUUGAUUUGAAUGAAGCAGGUCUGAUGCCAAAAAAGCCUGGAAAUUAUUGCCUACUUCACCCAUCUUUUAUUUAUAAAAGUGGUGUGCAGUUCCAGGAGUUAGCUACACCACUACAUGGCAAAAAAAGUAACCAACUACUGAAAACACUACAAAGAUUUGAAUUUAGUUCAACUACCACCAAGCUACUGCAAAAUAGAGUAAAAUUACUAGUUGAACUACAUAGAUAGUUCACUACUCCCCAACACUAUAAAUGUGACGCUGGACUGAAUGAUGUGGACAGAAAUCUCUGUAGAACAACUGUGUACAAUAAACGGUUUUGAAGAGCUGUACGGGCUCUUGUCAAAUAUACUUUACAUUUUGCAUUUAUUUUUUUGUUAAGUUUUGGUUCCAUGAGCUGAAGUAAGAGAUCCCAGAAAUGGUCCAUAAGUACAAAAAGCUUACUUCUCUCCAAUUUUGUGUGCACAUUUGUUUACAUUCCUGUUAAUUGGCAUUUCUCCUUUUGCCAAAAUAUGCCACACCUAUCAGGUGGAUGGAUUGUCAAGCAGCAGAUUAAACCGCAUGAUCAUUACAAAGGUGCACCUUGUGCUGGCAAUAAAAGGCCACUAAAAUGUGCAGUUUUCUAUCACAGUACUGCCACAGAUGUCAAAGUUUUGAUGGAGUUUUUCCUAGUCACCGUGCUUCUACACCUGCAUUGCUUUGGCAGUACGUCCAAUUGGCAUGCUGACUGCAGGAAUGUCCCCCAGAGCUAUUGCCAGAGGUUUGAAUGUCAAUUUCACCUCCAACAUCUUUUUAGAGAAUUUGGCAGUACGUCCAACUGCCUUCACAACCACAGACCACGUGUAACCACGCCAGCCCAGCUUCUUCACCUGCUGGAUCGUCUGAGACCAGCCGGAUAGCUGAUGAAACAGGAGUAUUUUUGUCUGUAAUAAAGCCCUUUUGUGGGGAAAAACUAAUUCUGAUUGGCUGGACCUGGCUCCAGCCAAGGUCAGGCCCACCCAUGGUUGUGCCCCUGCCCAGUCAUGUGAAAUCCAUAGAUUAGGGCCAAAUAAAUUUCAAUUGACUGAUUUCCUUAUUAACUGUAACUCAGUAAAACUAUUGAAAUUGUUGCAUGUUGCGUUUUAUAUUUUUAUUCUGUAUAGUAAAAAAAAAUACAUAUCACUGUAAAAAGUAAAAUAUACCUCAACAUAUAAUAAAUGAUAAAGCAAUUGCUUGACUCGAAGAUGACAUCUCUGAUUUUAAUAAUUGUAUUUGAUGUGCCUCAUUAAAGCUCUUUAAAAUA
Molecule: messenger RNA, 7053 nt
Organism: Oncorhynchus masou masou (cherry salmon)
Lineage: Eukaryota; Metazoa; Chordata; Actinopteri; Salmoniformes; Salmonidae
Product: TLC domain-containing protein 1-like
Exons: 4
Coding region: 382-1155 (257 amino acids)
Biological process (GO): plasma membrane organization; regulation of membrane lipid distribution; phospholipid homeostasis
Cellular component (GO): plasma membrane
Source: RefSeq, a predicted model, not a curated record